This is a messenger RNA of Pelecanus crispus (Dalmatian pelican), 1190 nucleotides long. NCBI's taxonomy places the organism in Eukaryota, Metazoa, Chordata, Aves, Pelecaniformes, Pelecanidae. The record is from RefSeq and is a predicted model, not a curated record.
AUGCUCGCUGAACUGACAAGUGACUUGCUGUCCUAUUCGAAGGUGACAGAGUUGGUGCUCGAUAACUGCCGGUCCAGCAAUGGCGAAAUCGAAGGUCUGAAUGAUUCGUUUAAAGAACUCGAGUUUCUUAGCAUGGCCAAUGUAGAGCUGACAUCGCUGGCCAAACUCCCCACGUUGAGUAAGCUCCGAAAGUUGGAGUUGAGCGACAACAUCAUUUCAGGAGGCCUGGAGGUCCUUGCAGAAAGAUGUCCAAAUCUCACAUAUCUAAAUCUAAGUGGCAACAAAAUCAAAGAUCUUGGCACUGUGGAAGCUCUUCAAAAUCUCAAGAACUUGAAGAGUCUUGACCUGUUCAACUGUGAGAUUACAAACCUCGAGGAUUACAGAGACAGCAUUUUUGAGCUGCUUCAGCAAAUCACAUACCUAGAUGGAUUUGAUCAGGAAGAUAAUGAGGCACCGGACUCAGAAGAUGAUGAUGAUGAGGGAGAUGAAGAUGAUGAUGAUGAAGAUGAGGAUGAAGCUGGUCCUCCAGGAGAGUAUGAAGAGGAAGAUGAUGAAGAUGAUGGAGGUUCAGAUUUGGGGGAAGGAGAAGAGGAGGAGGAAGUUGGUCUUUCAUACCUGAUGAAAGAAGAGAUUCAGGAUGAAGAUGAUGAUGAUGACUAUGUUGAAGAAGGAGGUGAUGAGGAGGAAGAAGCAGAGGGCAUUCGAGGGGAGAAGAGGAAACGAGACCCUGAAGAUGAAGGCGAGGAAGAGGAUGAUUAAUUUGUUAUAGACACAAGUAGGACCAGACUCUUAAGUUACAGAAUACGCAAUAGUGAUUAUGCAGAUCUGUAUGUCUCCAUGUACCAUAGAUGUCCCUACAGAAGAUAAUACGUUAACUUUUUAUAGGAGAAGUGGUUUUACUAUUCUUGCCCUUUUUGUCAUUCCAGAUAAGAUAUAAUAGCCUGUUAGUGAACCUAUAUGUAGACGACAAUUUUCAGCCCUAUAAUCACUGAAGCCAUUGUCAAGUUUUUCCCCCUAGACUUUUAUUUGGAGCUCUUUCAUUUUAUACAAGCUUGCUGUGUCGGUCAUCAUUAGCCCAGAGUUAAAACACCCGUUUCACAUGGGUUUAGCAUUGUGGAUUUCCUUCAAGAUUUUAAAGUUUUUAUACUUAAAAAGCUGAACUCAAAAAUGCUAUAUGGCAAAUUCCAGUC